Exophiala viscosa is the source of this 627-nucleotide messenger RNA. RefSeq lists its product as uncharacterized. Lineage: Eukaryota; Fungi; Ascomycota; Eurotiomycetes; Chaetothyriales; Herpotrichiellaceae. The transcript has a single exon. The record is from RefSeq and is a predicted model, not a curated record. Bases 1 to 627 code for a protein of 208 amino acids.
AUGUCCUUGAUAGAACUCGCCACUGUGCGUCUCAAGCCGCAUUAUACCGUCCCGGUAUCUCCAUCCUUCACCGAAACUUGGAGUCACGCCCUCCAUGACGUCUCUUCCGCGGCAGGUAUCCCCUUCCACCUCUACCACUCCAUAAACGAUAAGUCGGUAUACUACCUCCUCGGGGGCUGGCGCACGGGCGCCGAUCACAUCUCGUUCCUAAGCACCCCCGGCGCCGUCGACCUGGCGAAAGCAAUAGGUCAAUUCAUGACCGUCGACAUUGUCCGCCAUAUCUCCGGGGACAUCGCCCCCUUCGGACCCAGAAGUGAACGCGAGUUCCUGAGGGUCAGUGUGUACAAAGUUCCUAUCGCGCAUGCAGGAAAGUGGGAGCGCGAGUGGAUGCGCGACGGAGGAGCUGGGGGAUGGGAUGAGAGUGCGAUGGUGCAGAAACAGCAUGCUGCGUUCCGAAAGAUGGGUGAAGUCACGGGUAGUGAGGGCGCCUUUGGAGGAACAGAUGGUCAGACUUUCAAAACCUGGAUUUGGAUUGAAACCGCAAGAGACAAGACCAAGGAAAAAGCUGCUGAGCGCAGUGAUGAGAUUGAGACCGAGACUUUUGAAAUGGAGUAUGCCAUUGGUUAA